This is a messenger RNA of Aspergillus tubingensis, 594 nucleotides long. RefSeq names its product NudC domain-containing protein. The transcript has 3 exons. The record is from RefSeq and is a predicted model, not a curated record. NCBI's taxonomy places the organism in Eukaryota, Fungi, Ascomycota, Eurotiomycetes, Eurotiales, Aspergillaceae. Gene Ontology annotation, cellular component: cytoplasm. Bases 1 to 594 code for a protein of 197 amino acids. Gene Ontology annotation, biological process: protein folding.
AUGGCCGACGAACAACCCCCCACCCCCGCCGAGCUCGCCCGCCGCGACGAAGAAGAAUCCGCCCGCAAAGCCCGCGAAGCCGCCGAACAAGCCCAGCUGCCUUACAAAUGGACCCAAACGAUCCGCGACGUGGAGGUGACGAUCCCCGUAGCAUCGAACAUCCGCGGCCGGGAUUUGGAUGUAGUUCUCACGAAGACGAAAAUUCGCGUUGCGAUUAAGGGACAGGAGGCUUUUAUUGACGGUGAAUUUCCCCACCCCGUCAUCCCCGACGAAUGCUCCUGGACCCUCGAAUCGACAUCCAAACCGCCCGGCAAGGAAAUCUCGAUUCACCUGGACAAGGUGAACAAGGUGGAGUGGUGGGCGCAUGUUGUGACGAGUGCGCCGAAGAUCGACGUUACGAAGAUUACGCCGGAGAAUUCGUCGUUGAGUGAGUUGGAUGGCGAGACGAGGGCGAUGGUCGAGAAGAUGAUGUAUGAUCAGAGGCAGAAGGAGAUGGGUGGGUUGACAAGUGAUGAGCAGAAGAAGAGGGAUAUUCUGAAGAAGUUUCAGGAGGAACAUCCUGAGAUGGAUUUCUCGAAUGCGCAGAUUGGUUAG